This is a messenger RNA of Geodia barretti, 605 nucleotides long. The record is from the annotation of a GenBank genome assembly. NCBI's taxonomy places the organism in Eukaryota, Metazoa, Porifera, Demospongiae, Tetractinellida, Geodiidae.
AUGAAGUGCGACAAGUUGAGCGAGCACUGCCAGGCCAUCAGGUGUGAGGUCCUAGCAGCAGUUGAAGCAGCUCUGAAGAACACACAUCACGAAGACACUCACGCGACAAUAGCUUUCCUCUGCCCCCAACAGGACGAGUCAUGCAGCACAGAACUGCACGUGGCCCGCUUCUCAAGUGAUGGGGACCAGUGGAUAUGCUCUGAAAACAGUGGAGUAUUUGACACCCUCGCCCCUGACCAGACCCUUUGGCUCGGUGCCUCAGGUUCCACUGUAUCAGGAGAGUCAGCCCCUGCAAUGAGUGUCCUUGCCAACCGGGUGGCAGCAGUCGUUCCCGACAAGUGGAAGAAAGUGGCCGUCCAGUUGGAGCUGAAUCGAGGAGAGAUAAAAGCCAUUCAGAAAGAUGAAGAUGACAGUUUCGACCGAUUCAUGGCUGUUAUGGACCAUUGGAAGCAGUCUCUCAGUAAACCAUUCACAUGGCCUACACUCGUCUCUGCCCUUCAGUCCCCUUCUGUGAAUGAAACUAGACUAGCAGAUGAACUAAAACACGAAUUCUGUUGAGUUUUCACAUUAUACCCCCCCCCCCCCACCCAGCUCUUUUAAUUAUG